AUGUCACUGCAACUUCUCCAAGGAAGCCCUGAGCCACAAGCUGAAGACCCUUCAUAUGAUGACUGGUACCUUGAUGAGCCUCAAGAACCAACAUUACCACCAAACGAAAUUAUCCCAGAAUGUGAUCCCACCUUGUCAGAAGGACUUUACCAUGUCAUCUUGGCACCUCUGUCUCUGGGCAUUAUGCUGCUUCUUUCCUUCCUGGUUAAACGCAGAACACUGUGCAGAACCCGCUGUAAGGGGGUCCCUGGGCUCCUCAGUCCUCUGAACCUCCUGGAGGAUUCAGGAAACCGGUGGAUACCUUGUGCAGUGUUUGGAUUACUUUUCUCAUCGCUCUGCCGUCUGCUUCUCGAUCCUUCUACAAUCAAUUUCAUCCUGGAGUAUGGAGGGCAGCACCAAGAACUGUGGAAGAUCCUUGCUCUUUUCUAUUACCCUGCUCUGUACUACCCUCUGCUAGCUUGCUAUGGUGUGCAGAGGACAGCAGGGUAUAUAUUGGGCACUCUUCUUUCCUGGCUACACUGCGGGGCCCUGAUUUGGCAGAAGGCAGAAUGUCCCCAAACAAAACAGUUCUACAGAUAUUACUCCCUGCUCUCCACUGUGCCUCAGAUCUGCUGCCUGCUGCUUCUUAGUGCUGUGUAUCCAGCUCUGCUACUGCAAAGCCUGCGUCAGUCCUCUGAUUACGAGCAGAAGUUUGAUAAAAAUUGUUAUCUGAAAUAUCUCAAGAGACUCCUGAACCGGAAGCUGUCUAACAGCAGUAAGGACACUUCCAAACUUGGAUCUCAGGUGCUGCAAGCCAUCUGCUCAUAUCUCUUCCCUUCAAAUACAGGUAUCCACUUGUCACUGAGAUCCAUCCUUGCAAUAACUGUAUCUGUUCUAUCAGCAUACCAGGUGGCGCUAAUUAUGCUAGUUAUAUUUCUUCCAACGGUGCAGACUGUGCGCAGAAGCAUUGACAUGGACUUUAUCCUCAUGUUGACUGGCUUUGGCCUUAUUGUGGACAAUGAUAAAUCUCAAGCAGUGAAAUACAUAGUGUAUUAUAUCUGGACUGUUGAAGCUUGCUACAUUGCUGCGCUGGUCCUGUCAUGUGCUGUAACAAUUACAAUGCUGCUAAGAUCAAUUGUUAAACACAGGUUGGCAUUGCAGUCCCUUUUUGCUGGUCAGGUGUCCUUGGUGUUCCUACAGCCCCGCUCCCUUCAUCCAACAUCUGCAGGUCUCUCCAGCUGGAUGAGUCAUGUGAGCUACCAGGCAGCAGUGACCUGUUUAGGUCUGAUUCUGCAGCAUGUGGUUCUGUUUGUUUGCUUCUUAUUUGUAACCUUCCUCAUAAUUAUUCCAAUUGCAUAUGGCAAGUUCCAGCUCCUCCUUCCCAUUCUGGAGAGCACAUGGCCAUUCUGGUUGCUUCUCUUCCUGGUGAUGUUAGCUCAGCAUCUGUGUUCCCGGUUCAUCUUUCUACAGGGGCAUCCUGCCCAAAUCAACAACAGGAGAUGCCUUUUCAUGCUCACUUACCUUCUGCUCCCUGUAAACACCCUACGGGGAGGGCUCCUUGCUCUGUGCCGUCUGCUUGUCUCCGUCAUUUUUAAUGUGAUUCACUUCUGUCGCUUGGACUUGAGCCUCCUUCAGCACAGUGUACAAGGCUGGGACCCAGGGUACAGAAAUUACUGCCACUUCUUGAUGGUGGAAUUCAAUGAGUGCCAUCCGCUGGUCAGAGCAUUUUGUCUACUACUUAGACCUCCAAGGGGUAACAAGAUUGACCUGGAGGAAGGAAUUCAGCUGAUGCAGUCAGAGAGCAAACCUAAUAAAGGUGUGAGAUCUCACCUUGCUCGAGCACGUUGGAGCCUCGCAUACACCCUGAUCCACAACCCGUCUCUCCAGCGGCACCGCGUAACAACCAACAUCAAUGGAAAUAUACCACCAUGUCCCACAUAGAGCCUGAUCUAAACCAACACCUUCCAGUAACAUAGACUACCUCUUCCUUCCUCUCUCUACUCCCCCACACACUCCUAGGGCACUGCUGGGCAGGGUGGUUUGUGUGUGGGAAGGGUGACCCAUUUAUUUUUGUAGAAUAAUCUAGUAAAAUAUA
This is a messenger RNA of Bombina bombina (fire-bellied toad), 2074 nucleotides long. RefSeq names its product signaling receptor and transporter of retinol STRA6 (gene STRA6). The coding region runs from base 1 to 1920 and encodes 639 amino acids. Gene Ontology annotation, biological process: vitamin A import into cell. NCBI's taxonomy places the organism in Eukaryota, Metazoa, Chordata, Amphibia, Anura, Bombinatoridae. Gene Ontology annotation, cellular component: plasma membrane. The transcript is spliced from 17 exons. Gene Ontology annotation, molecular function: retinol transmembrane transporter activity; signaling receptor activity. The record is from RefSeq and is a predicted model, not a curated record.